AUGGCUUUGCGAGCCGGGACCACAGAUCACAGCCAGGUGCCGACAGUAGAUGAGUAUGCUCGAGAAAAUGGCCUCACAAUUGAUUCUGCUGUCAAUGCACACGUCCUUUUGUCUACUUUCUCUGAUUCAGCGGGCCUUCGGCAAUCACUAGACGAAGAACAAGGUCUCACACCAUUCCGAAUUUCAUCAUUCAGUAUUCCUUUGAUCGAACGUCCAAGUAUUCCCAGGCCAGCUGUGGAUGUUCUGAUUCGACUGCAAUCCAGCGAGUGUGCCAGAAGCCUCCGAUCCCGUGCUAUAGCAGACUGGCCACAGGUUCCUCGAAGGCAUCGACUAGAGUCACCCCUCUUGAAGACUGACCCCGAGAUCGACGUCAUUCGGCUGCAAGAAUCUAUCAAAACCACAAGAUUGAUUGAUAUGCAGGCAAAUAUUCCACCAGUUCCACCAACUGAACCACUGGACCCAUAUCAAGAUGAGUCAUUGCCUUUUCCAGACAGCGCUUAUGCCCAUCACGCGGAUCUGUCACGACCAGCGAAGUUUGAGCGAAUUUCAAUUACAAAAGGUGUCAUAGAGUGCAUCACAAGUGUCACACAAGACAACUGGACGGACACCGACAUGUCGACGCUUUUGGCUGAACAGAUUCCACCAAGAUCAUCAAGGCCACGAAAGUUGACGCCGCCUCUCAGUCCAGCAGAAUCAGAUGGGGAAUGCUUCAUGCCAGAUCCCGAAGCAUGUCUGAUCCCAAUUGCAUCGGAUCCAAGUUCAUUGUUGAGUGCAGAUUUGGACGCAGCUGAAGCAGCUUUACCCCGCGACACCAUAUCAUCGACUGAGGCGACAACUCCAUUAUCUUCAUUGAGGGAGUCUCCAGUGGCCAUGAUGCGAAGAACGAGAGCGAAAGAAUUGAGAUUGGAAGAGCCUUUGAUGCCUGUCGAUGAGCCCGAGCCCUUGGCAACACGAGUUGAAGACCUGAUACGAGGAUAUUGUGACAUCUCCCAAGAUCUACUGCAACCAGACUUGAGUUUUGACCAUGAUUUCGAGUUGGAGAGCAUAUUGAGCGACGGUCUCAAGGAAGUGCUCCAAGAUGCUACUACACACUCGAGACGUAUAAUUGACCAGGAACAACUUGAGCCAGCGGAUGCGACCGCAAGAAUACCAGUUCCAAUCAUGGACUUCAGCAUCCCUGAACCUGAUUGGACCAACUGUGGCUACGACGCCAGCAAACACUUCCAAUCGCUUUUGCAAAACCAUCCCGGGAAAGCUUUACCAAGUUGGCCAGAGGACACUGCAGCUCGCCGCCUUCUGCAAUGGCUGCCGUUCCCUUCAAAGCUCGGCCAAGUAUCUAUGGAUGAAGAAAUAGAUGGCCCAAAAGUGACAUCCUUAUCAGACCUUCCAAAUCUGAAGAAUAUACCUACCAGUUUCGACUUUGUGUGGAAGCAGCCCGGUAUCUCCAUUCUUAAGCACGACGAGGAUGAAGAUAUGCUGGACUCAUCGAGGAAUGCAGUUGAUUCCCACACGCAUCAAGGGUCGACCCUGGGUCUUCCAGAACUAGCAGCCAAGAGAAAGCGAGAGGCCACGCAUCACACAACGGCAUCUACGCCGUCCUCCUCGCCAGUUGAUUUGGUCAUGGUACCAGAGCCAGAGCCCCAGCGAGCCUCGGUUUCGGACGAUUCGGAGCAUCUGCUGUUCGACGUUGAUGAGCCAGCUGCCCCGUCGAAUCUCCUGAAUAAUUUUGUGAAUUUCCAUAAUUUCAAGAGACGCAAAUUAGGUAUCAGCACCUUCUUUACGAAAGCACCCUCCAAACAGAUUUCGUCUGUUCCAGGCAACUCUAAAAAGACCCCUAAACCGAUCCCGGCUCCCAGUGCAGCGCCUCAAGCCGCUGACGAGGUAACGAUCAGGGUGGCACCUUUUCCGAGUCUAAAAUCCGAGGGAGUGCCAGCAAACAUCAUAGCGUCCACAAAGCUCUCGAAUCCGAUUAUUCGUUGGAUUGAAAAGUUGUCACCGUGGGUAAAGAUUACAGAGCGCGAUUUCGACAAGUACAACAAGGUGGCUUGGAAUCCCAUGUCCGUAGCCAGAUCUCCAGUCAUCUCCAAUCUGGCAGCCGAGGCGGACGUAAUUGUGUCGCCGUCAACGGGCCUGAUGGUUCUGUCUCUCAUCAAAGCACUCCAACGGCCUAUCCCUGGACAGAAAUCUGUCUUGAGAGAGAGAAUUGAAUCAACAUCACGGCGAUACGAACGCCUCAUAAUUCUAGUGUCUCAGUCGAAUCGUCAAGACGAAUCUUUAAGAGUCAUGACGGAUUCGGAGUGCUUGGGGUAUGCAGAUUUCUGCGGGUUUGUUGCUGGAUUAGAGUCAAGUACUCAGGUUUAUUAUGUAGGUGGCGGCGAGGAAACGCUCUCACGCUGGCUUGUGUACUUGAUCACCACCUACUCGUAUGAAGCGAUGGAGGUGGACAAGCUGCUCAUCGACACUGAAACGACCUGGGAACUCAUAUUACGGAGGGCCGGAAUGAAUGCAUUUGCAGCACAAGUAGUCUUAUCUGAGCUGAAGGAGCCAUUAGGUGUUGCACAGAACGAUGCGGCUCAUCGAGGUCUCGCAGCUUUCAUCAAUACGUCGCCAGACGAGAGGUUUGCAAAGUUCGGCCGACUUCUUGGAGGUGGGAGAGUUCUUCAGCGUGUAGGGAGGGCGUUGGACUCGGCGUGGGUAUAA
Pestalotiopsis fici W106-1 is the source of this 2700-nucleotide messenger RNA. RefSeq lists its product as uncharacterized. The transcript has a single exon. Lineage: Eukaryota; Fungi; Ascomycota; Sordariomycetes; Amphisphaeriales; Sporocadaceae. Bases 1 to 2700 code for a protein of 899 amino acids. The record is from RefSeq and is a predicted model, not a curated record.